CCCAUACAAUGUCUGUAGAUAACCGACUUUCACAUCCCUCCGUCUACAGCACACUGGCCACUGAAUCAACACCAUGCAUUUACAUAUACCUUCAUGCACUGAGCAGGCACUGUGAUAACCUUGCAUUUACUCGUGCUAGGAAAAAGGAAUAACGAAGUGUAGACAGAAUAUAAGACAAAGAUGAAAUUACUCUCGUUCUUCUUUGCCUUCUCUAUAGUGAAUUUAGUUUGGAUUGUAGCAGUCAACCGGAAGAUAUUCAGGUACAUGUAUGUCAGAAUGGCCGCCAAAUCUCUGGACAUCUGCAUAGUAACCGAGGAAAAUUUAGAAAAUGCAUUUCAAGUUAAUCUGGGACUUUUGCCAAUUCCAAAUAGAACGGAGUUGUUUAAAGAGGUCGCCACCGGAGGCCGAUGGGCACCUACGUCAUGCAAGCCUAGGGACCACGUGGCCAUCAUCAUCCCUUACCGUGACAGACAAGAACACCUGGAUGUUCUCCUCCAAAAUCUACAUCCUUUUCUACAAAGUCAGAAGUGCCACUACCAGAUAUUUGUCAUUGAGCAGGCUCACCCAGAACCUUUUAACACGGGGUAUGCCAAAAAUAUUGGAUUCGUCGAGGCUAGUGCCAUGUUUGAUUUCACCUGCUACAUAUUUCAAGACGUGGAUAAAAUCCCUAUGAACAAUUCACUGCUCUAUAGAUGUCCUCCUGACAGAGUUUUUCAUUUUGCCUCCGCUGAGGACAGGUAUAAUUACAGCCUGUUGUACCCAAACUACAUAGGAGGAGCUAUUGGAUUCACUCCUGACACAUUCAAGAAAAUAAACGGGUUCGCUAAUAAUUUCAUACGAUGGGGAGGAGACGACGACGAUCUUUUUCACAGGAUUGUCGCUCAAAAAGUUCCCAUUGAGCAUGCGCACACACAUAUGGGAAUGUACAGGGUUUUAAACCACACGCAUCCACCUGGCUACGACAACAAGGAGAAUUUCAAAAUGAGCCAGUUUGCAUCGAAGCUGUAUAAGCAAUACGGGACGAUGAUUGAUGGACUGAAUACAUUGAACUACACCCGACUAGCAACAGAGUAUCGACCAACUUACACGUGGAUAAAAUUUAAUGUUGACCAAAACAGCAUGAUGAAGACCGUAUGGAAGGGAAUAAUGGACACCAAGUAUGACAAAGAGGUCAAUAAUACCUACUGGGCAAUAAACUACGAACGUGCUCAUGAAAUGUUUCCUAAGGUUAAAAAAGAAAUCAAGAGGAAAACACGCGACCCUGCACUUACCUUUCUGAGGAAAAUACAACAGCAAAGAAAAGUUCGCACUAAGAGCCCAAACUCACAACGACAUUAGACUUAUAAUUGACGUUUUGGUCUUCCCGCGAAAAAAAAUCCCAUUUUCAACGCCUGUUCAGUAAGGCAAAUAGUAUUGUUUACUAUAAACGGCCAGAAGACGUUUAAAUAAUACUAGAAUGAGGUGAUACUAUUCACAAUUAGAAAGGGCCCCUGAGAACGCAGUCCUACACCAAGGACCCUGAAGUGGUAAAGUGUGGUAGGGUGGAGGCAUCCACAGAACAAGGUCAAGGUCAUCGGCCCUGUUUCACCAUGGCGAAGGAACUUUUUAAAAAAUCUUGGAUCCAGAUGACGAUCCUGAUAUCUGAGCACCUCCAAAAUCUAAUAAUUUCUGGGCUACCCUAAAAAAAGGCCAUUUAUAUCCAUGCAUCCAUACCUUUUUCGGUUAGGGAGCUGACAAACAAACAAAAUAUCAAACAAACAAAAAGACAGACAGUCAGGCAGACGGACAGACAGACAGACAGACGGAAGUGAAAACAUAACCACCCUGGUAUUUCCAUAAUGAUCAUUAUGAUCAUUAUUCCAGUCUUGACCUCUGCGUGGUAGAGAAAGCACAGCAGGUGGUGAGCGAAUGGAUUGUACAUUUAAAGGGAUAAUAACUGUUCGUUUUGGCGAAAAAAAAUGAAUUUUCCCGGAGUAAACAACAAU
Molecule: messenger RNA, 1985 nt
Organism: Lingula anatina
Lineage: Eukaryota; Metazoa; Brachiopoda; Lingulata; Lingulida; Lingulidae
Product: beta-1,4-galactosyltransferase 4
Biological process (GO): carbohydrate metabolic process
Cellular component (GO): Golgi apparatus
Molecular function (GO): galactosyltransferase activity
Source: RefSeq, a predicted model, not a curated record